AUGAAUGGACUUGAGGCUUUUGGAGGUGAUGAGGAUGCUGCGCUACGCUAUGCCAUAGCCUUAUCCUUGCAAGAUACCGGAACUGCCUCCUCCAAGACCCCUAUUGAAAUCGAGUCCGAUAGUGAAGGUGACGAUGACGAUCUUGAUAAGGGACCAAAAUACCCCCCAGUUACCAAAGAACCCGAGCAUAGAAACGAAAAGCACGAACCACAAGCUGCCCGUUUGCCUCAAAUAUCUUCUGUCUCUCAACCGUCUCCCUCUCCAACUCCGAGUGGCUUUGCAUCUCUGGGAUUGGACAGGAAGAAAAUGGAAGAAGAGCGACUAGCGAGAUUGGGGAAGCGAAAGGUUCCAGAGUCCGAACCCGAGAGCCAAGGUCGCACGCAAAGACAAAAGCUCGAUCCCGAAUUCACAGCUCACCCGGUUAGUAAGAGCAACGUUCGCCUACCAUAUGCUAAAGGCACUGUAAAGAAGACAUGGGCCAAGGGCUUCGCUCGAAAAGACGACAUAAAAAUUGAAGAAGUUCUGCAAAAAGACGAACUUGAACUCGCCGUUAUCAGCUCAUUUCAGUGGGAUGAGCGAUGGAUGCUGUCUAAAAUCGACUACUACAAAACCAAAAUCCUCUGCAUUGCGUUCGCUUCAAACGAGGCCCAGCAAGAAGAGAUGAAGGCCAAUGUGCCAACUGGCGCAGCCAUCAAGUUUUGUUUUCCUCCUAUGAUGUCGACAGGCAACAUGCAUUCAAAAUUACAGUUAUUGAAGUACCGCAGCUACUUGCGGGUCGUUGUGCCCAGUGGUAACUUCGUGCCUUAUGAUUGGGGCGAGACAGGUGUUAUUGAGAACAUGGUCUUUCUUAUUGACCUUCCUCGGCUAGAUAAUCCCAACCCGACAACGCCUAGUAAGCUGGGCUUAUUUGGCGAAGAGCUCUGUUAUUUUCUCAGAGCCCAGGGUUUAGAAGAAAGCUUAGUGAGCAGUCUUAAAAACUACGACUUCUCAGAAGCCGACCGUUACAGAUUCGUCCACACCAUAGGAGGGUCGCACGUGGGCGACAAAUGGCGGCGAACAGGAUAUUGCGGGCUGGGUCGAGCCGUAAAAUCCCUCGGCCUCGAUACCACAAAUAAUAUAGAGAUCGACUUCCUAGCCUCCUCGUUGGGAUCACUGAAUUUUGACCUAUUGUCAGCAAUAUAUUAUGCAGCUCAAGGUGACGAUGGCAUGAAGGAGUACGGAAUAAGGAGUGCUAAGAGUGGGAAGAAAAAACUCCCAGCGCAGACAAAGUUAGAGUUAAAGGAUAAAUUUCGGAUUUACUUCCCUUCUCGCGAUACUGUAAUUCAAAGUCGGGGCGGUAAAGAUGCCGCGGGUACCAUCUGUACUCAAUCUAAAUGGUGGGAUUCAGCAUCGUUUCCCCGCGAGUUAAUUCACGAUUGCAAAAGCGUCAGAUCCGGUCUCCUUAUCCACAGCAAACUCAUGCUAGUCCACCACUCUAAUUCGAACGAGUCAAAACCUGCGUUCGUCUACGUUGGCAGCGCAAAUAUAUCCGAGAGUGCCUGGGGGCAUUUGGUAAAAGAAAGGGGAACAGGCAAUCCGAAGCUGAACUGUCGAAACUGGGAAUGUGGAGUUAUAGUUCCUAUUUCGCCUCGGAAUCUAGCCGAGGACGGGUCUCGACCUUCUAGCGUGUCUAAUUUUCACGACGCUAUCCCAGUGCCGAUGAAUAUUCCCAGUGAGGCAUAUGGCGACACCAAAUCAAAACGGCCUUGGUUCUUCCUUGAGGAUUGA
Daldinia caldariorum is the source of this 1767-nucleotide messenger RNA. RefSeq names its product phospholipase D/nuclease. Lineage: Eukaryota; Fungi; Ascomycota; Sordariomycetes; Xylariales; Hypoxylaceae. The coding region runs from base 1 to 1767 and encodes 588 amino acids. Gene Ontology annotation, biological process: single strand break repair; double-strand break repair. Gene Ontology annotation, cellular component: nucleus. The record is from RefSeq and is a predicted model, not a curated record. Gene Ontology annotation, molecular function: single-stranded DNA binding; double-stranded DNA binding; 3'-tyrosyl-DNA phosphodiesterase activity. The transcript is spliced from 9 exons.